This is a messenger RNA of Mycena indigotica, 849 nucleotides long. RefSeq lists its product as uncharacterized. The transcript has 5 exons. NCBI's taxonomy places the organism in Eukaryota, Fungi, Basidiomycota, Agaricomycetes, Agaricales, Mycenaceae. The coding region runs from base 1 to 849 and encodes 282 amino acids. The record is from RefSeq and is a predicted model, not a curated record.
AUGACCGGUGAACCUCACCUUGAGACAUAUGGCUUCCCUCCAGGCUACUUUAUCAUCCGUUCUGUGGGUUGCAAUCGUCUGCUCGACGUGACCCUGGACGAAUUCGAGGAUGGGACCGAGAUAGCUCUGUGGCCAGAGAAAGACAAGAGCAUUGUCGAAACCCGACGCAGCCCGGAAGCAAACAACCAGGUUUUCUUCAUCGAUACGUCGGGCGCUCUAUGCUCUCGUUCUUCUGGGCACGCGAUCGAUGUUGAAGGUGAUGCUCUAGUCCUUCGUCACCGUCGACCCGUUUCCUACCCCUUCCCUAACGCAUACUCGCACCCCUUACCCCGCUUUUCCUAUUCUCAAGAAACAGGCGAGAUAACGGUCCAUUUUACACACGACCCGAGCCAUCCCCCACCAUACUCGCUUUCGACGGAAUGGGCCAACACAUGGGAGCGCAAGACAUACCUCCUAGCGUCCGUUCCGCUCCGCAAGCCACGCACAAUCCUCGACGACGCCCACGCCUUCUUGUCCACCGCCAUUUCGACCGUCAACCCGCUUACCCUCUUUAGUGGCGCCCCGACCUCCCCGCCGAAAUCGGGGAUUACUCACGAGGCAGUCGUCAGCACCGAUAUAGACCUGGGCGAAGACGAAGUGCUUGAGGAGGAACGCGGAGAGGAGGCUGAAGUGGAUGACUCAGCCGAGUGGGGUCGCAAAGUGAAGGUGCUGGGUAUAAUCGACAAGGACAGGGAGGAGCGCGGCAUAGUGGAGGCUGCUCGGAUGCGAAGAAAGUGGCAGAUUACGUCAUUGCGGGCGACAGACGCGCGGACUGGGGAGGGCGCUGCAUCUGAAGGGUACCGAGCAUAA